AUGCACACCAAUCAGCUGAGGCGGAAUCACGACAAGACUCAGAGUCCCCCAGAACCGCCAUCCCUAACAUGGGAUAGCGUGCUAGACACGUUUUGUUCGGAAGACGAAGCUGAGCGUUUACGUGGAUCACAACAUAAGAUGCAAGAGGCCGAUGACACACAAUGCAGGCCGACGCGAAAGCGGAGACAACCACCAUGGGUACAGUUUGGUCCCAAAAGCGGAACACAGCAGGUUGCUC
Molecule: messenger RNA, 238 nt
Organism: Dicrocoelium dendriticum
Lineage: Eukaryota; Metazoa; Platyhelminthes; Trematoda; Plagiorchiida; Dicrocoeliidae
Source: the annotation of a GenBank genome assembly